Messenger RNA from Cotesia glomerata, 1868 nucleotides. RefSeq names its product troponin I (gene wupA). The transcript is spliced from 13 exons. NCBI's taxonomy places the organism in Eukaryota, Metazoa, Arthropoda, Insecta, Hymenoptera, Braconidae. Gene Ontology annotation, cellular component: troponin complex. The record is from RefSeq and is a predicted model, not a curated record. Gene Ontology annotation, biological process: muscle contraction. Bases 175 to 1443 code for a protein of 422 amino acids.
UUUGCUAUGCUGAUCACGUGGCAUAUCAUGUCAAAGAUUCAAGAGAUUCUAGGGCCGUGAAAGAAUAAUCUUCAGUGCAGUACAGUCUGCUGCUUAACUUUCAGUAGACUAGUCACAUAUCCAACUUAUUUAUCCUAAGUUCCAGGAACUCGAGCAUAGUUACUAAUAUUCACCAUGGCUGACGAUGAGGAAAAGAAGAAGAAGCAGGCGGAGACGGAGCGGAAGAGGGCGGAGGUCCGUGCUCGUCUAGAAGAGGCAUCUAAGGCGAAAAAAGCCAAGAAAGGUUUCAUGACCCCAGAUAGAAAAAAAAAGCUCAGGUUGCUGUUACGUAAAAAAGCCGCUGAAGAAUUGAAAAAAGAACAGGAAAGAAAAGCCGCUGAAAGAAGACGUAUUAUUGAAGAACGUUGUGGGAAACCUAAAGACAUUGAAAACGUCAGUGAAGCUGCAUUGAAGGCAAUUCUGAAGCUGUAUCACAAAAGGAUUGUACUGUUAGAGGAGCAGAAAUAUGACCUUGAGCUUGAAGCCGACAAUAAAGAUUUUGAGAUCUCCGAACUCAACAGUCAGGUGAAUGAUCUCAGAGGCAAAUUUGUGAAACCUGCAUUGAAAAAGGUUUCCAAGUAUGAAAACAAAUUCGCCAAGCUCCAGAAGAAGGCAGCUGAAUUUAAUUUCAGAAAUCAACUCAAACAAGUUAAGAAGAAGGAAUUCACUUUGGAAGAAGAGGACAAAGAGAAUGCCUCAAAAGAUAAGAAAAAACCAGAUUGGUCCAAGAAAGGAGAGGAAAAGAAGGUGGAACCUCCACCAGAACCGGCCCCCCCAACACCAGAGGUUGCUCCGCCAACACCCUCACCCGAACCGUCAUCAACAGAACCCUCAACCGUAACAUCGACUCCCGCAGUGACACCGGCACCAUCACCAGUACCUCCGGCAGAAAUACCUCCUGCUGCUCCAUCGCCCGCUGAAGCCGCACCUUCGCCCGCGCCACCCGCAGAUGGAGCUGUCCCUCCUGCAGAAGGAACUGAAGGUGCAGCACCAGCACCUCCAGCGGAAGGAGCCGCGCCACCAGCGGAUGGAGCAGCACCACCAGCUGAUGGAGCAGCGCCGCCAGCAGAAGGCGCCACACCACCAGCAGAAGGAGCAGUGCCACCAGCGGAUGGAGCAGCACCACCAGCUGAUGGAGCAGCGCCGCCAGCAGAAGGCGCUGCACCACCAGCCGAAGGAGCACCUGCUGAUGGUGCCGCUCCAGCUGCACCACCAGCUGAAGGAACUGCACCAGCAGAAGGUGCGCCUCCAGCGGAAGGCGCUCAGGCACCACCACCAGCUGAGGGAGCUCCUCCAGCAGAAGGUGCUCCUCCAGCAGAUACCCCAGCGGCACCACCUGCGGAUGCUCCAGCACCAGCGGCUCCUGAAGCUGCCCCUGCACCAGCAGAACCGGCUGCAUCGUAACUUAGUGAUGAUAAAAUAAAAUUUCAUUUAUCUUUGACACUUACAACUUAUCAACACGCGAAUCAACUUCUGGUGACUGUAUGGUUGGCAUGAUAAUGCUGCUGAAAACGUAGCCGACUGUACCUUUAUAUACUACACGUGGUUCGAUGCUAAUAAUUCCUUGACAAGACUCAUCAUUAUAACCUUCUGUCACUAUCAUUCUCCCAUGUGUAAUAAUUAAUGUUAUAGUUAUAUCAAAUAUUAUGCUAAUGUAGCAACACGCUGUUGUUGUCUAACAUACAGGAUAUGUGCUCGAGGGAGUUAAUUCGUCCGUCAUUGCUACUGGGACAUUUAACGUUUACAAAUAAUCAUUUAUCUUAUAAAUUAUUGUAACUAUUAAUUUCAAUAAAUAAUCUCAGUAAUUCUGUUCGAUUUUUUCGAAAAUA